This is a messenger RNA of Pyrgilauda ruficollis (rufous-necked snowfinch), 669 nucleotides long. RefSeq names its product cell cycle regulator of NHEJ (gene CYREN). The record is from RefSeq and is a predicted model, not a curated record. The transcript has 2 exons. Lineage: Eukaryota; Metazoa; Chordata; Aves; Passeriformes; Passeridae. Gene Ontology annotation, cellular component: nucleus; cytoplasm. Bases 104 to 385 code for a protein of 93 amino acids. Gene Ontology annotation, biological process: negative regulation of double-strand break repair via nonhomologous end joining; double-strand break repair via nonhomologous end joining.
UGGGGCGGGGGAGCGGCCGGGGCGGCGGGCGGGAGGGCGAGCCCGGGCGCUGCCCGCGCUGAGCGUCCCCUGUGCACUGCCCAGGCCGGCGGCGCUGUACUGCAUGAACGAGGCCGAGCUGGUGGAGGUGGCCCUGGCGGUCUUGGCCGAGAAUCUACAGUGCGAGGAAGGUGAAGAGAACGCCCGGUCCAGGAGUGAAGAGGAGCAGGAGAUCCCGCCAACACCAAUCGAGGUUCCUGGAAGCAAGGCCAACACGGAUGGAGGCAGUGACCACGGUCCAGCACUUCCAUCCCCUCCUGGUGCUGGUGCUGACACAAAGAGGACAGGCAGGGAGAACUCUGAGGACGAUGUCCUGAAAUACGUCAGGGAGAUCUUUUUCAGCUGACAUCUCUGACUUCCCAGGAGAAGAGGGCACAGUGGGGAGGAUGUCUCCUCCCGCGGCCCUGGGAACGGCGGGAGGAGGGCCGGGAGGGGGCUGUGCAUCCAUCUGCUGUGUUCGUGCCCUGUGUAGCUGGUAGGAUACCCAGGAAGGCCAGAGGGGGAAAGGAAGGAGGUGCUCUGUUCUCCCACUCUGUGCUGGGCUCUGUGGGAUUUGGCUCCAGAUUAGGAUGUGUUCAAUUCUAUUUCACAUUUCAGAGCAUGGACAGAUAAAAGAGGACAUUCUGGUUU